Trichechus manatus latirostris (Florida manatee) is the source of this 2812-nucleotide messenger RNA. RefSeq names its product MALT1 paracaspase (gene MALT1). The record is from RefSeq and is a predicted model, not a curated record. The transcript is spliced from 16 exons. Gene Ontology annotation, molecular function: cysteine-type endopeptidase activity. Bases 161 to 2620 code for a protein of 819 amino acids. NCBI's taxonomy places the organism in Eukaryota, Metazoa, Chordata, Mammalia, Sirenia, Trichechidae. Gene Ontology annotation, biological process: proteolysis; positive regulation of canonical NF-kappaB signal transduction; innate immune response.
AGGGCGGGGAGCAGAGCUUCCUCCUCUGAGCGCGGUGCUGCCGCCCCGUUUGUCCUUCCGCCCCUGCCUCCACGACUGCGGGGCGAACGACGGGGAGAGCGGAAGGUGCGCUGAAGCCGAGGCCCGCGGCCCGGCCGGCGCGGGGUCGCCGGCGCGGGACAUGUCGCUUUGGGGGGAGCCGCAGCAGGCCCCGCAGCCCUCGGCCUCGCAGCUGCCUCCGACCGCGCCCGCGGGGCCGCCGCCACCCCCUCCGGCCAGCGCAACCCUCAACCGCCUACGGGAGCCACUGCUGCGGAGACUCAGCGAGAGCUUGGACCGGGCGCCCGAGGGCCGAGGCUGGAGGAGGCUGGCUGAGGUGGCGGGGAGUCGGGGGCGUCUCCGGCUCAGUUGCCUGGACUUGGAGCAGUGUUCUCUUAAGGUAUUGGAGCCUGAAGGAAGCCCAAGCCUGUGUUUACUGAAGCUAAUGGGUGAAAAGGGUUGUACAGUCACGGAACUGAGCGACUUCCUGCAGGCCAUGGAACACACUGAAGUUCUCCAGCUUCUCAGCCCCCCAGGAAUAAAGAUCAUUAUAAACCCAGAAUCAAAGGCAGUCUUGGCUGGACAGUUUGUGAAAUUGUGUUGCCGGGCAACCGGCCAUCCUUUUGUACAAUAUCAAUGGUUCAAAAUGAAUAAAGAGAUUCCAUAUGGAAAUUCUCCAGAGCUGGUUUUUAAUACAGUGCAUGUCAAAGAUUCUGGCUUUUAUGUCUGUCGAGUUAAUAAUAAUUGCACCUUUGAAUUCAGCCAGUGGUCACAGCUGGAUGUCUGUGAUGUCACAGAAAACUCUCGGAGAAGUUUGGACGGUGUCUCUGAAUCCAAGUUGCAAAUCUGUGUUGAACCAACGUCCCAAAGGCUGAGGCCAGGCAAAACAUUGGUUUUACAGUGUGUUGCUGUUGGAAGCCCUAUUCCUCACUACCAGUGGUUCAGAAACGAAUCACCAUUAACACAUGAGACCAAAAAGCUAUACGUGGUGCCGUGCGUGGAUCUGGAACAUCAGGGAACCUAUUGGUGUCGUGUAUGUAAUGAUCGAGACACACAAGAUAGCAGGAAGGUAGAAAUCAUCGUAGAUGAAUUAAAUAAUCUUGGACAUCCUGAUAAUAGAGACCAAACCACUGACCAACCUUUGGCAAAGGACAAGGUUGCUCUUUUGAUAGGAAAUAUGAACUACUGGGAGCACCCCAAACUUAAAGCUCCUUUGGUGGACGUAUAUGAAUUGACCAACUUGUUAAGACAGCUAGAUUUCAAAGUUGUUUCAUUGUUGGAUCUUACUGAAUCUGAGAUGCGCAAUGCUGUAGAUGAGUUCCUGCUCCUUUUAGACAAAGGAGUAUAUGGAUUGUUAUAUUACGCAGGACAUGGUUAUGAAAACUUUGGAAACAGCUUUAUGGUCCCUGUUGAUGCUCCAAAUCCGUAUAGAUCUGAAAAUUGCCUCUGUGUGCAAAAUAUACUGAAAUUGAUGCAAGAAAAAGAAACUGGACUCAAUGUGUUCUUGUUAGAUAUGUGUAGGAAAAGAAAUGACUAUGAUGAUACCAUUCCAAUCUUGGAUGCACUGAAAGUCACUGCCAAUAUUGUGUUUGGAUAUGCCACGUGUCAAGGAGCAGAAGCUUUUGAAAUCCAGCAUUCUGGAUUGGCAAAUGGGAUCUUCAUGAAAUUUUUAAAAGAUAGGUUAUUAGAAGACAAGAAAAUUACUGUGUUACUGGAUGAAGUUGCAGAAGAUAUGGGUAAAUGUUACCUCACCAAAGGCAAGCAGGCUCUAGAGAUUCGAAGUAGUUUAUCUGAAAAGAGAGCACUUACUGAUCCAAUACAGGGAACAGCGUGUUCCGCAGAAUCGCUGGUGAGGAAUCUACAGUGGGCCAAGGCACAUGAACUUCCAGAAAGCAUGUGUCUUAAGUUUCAAUGUGGUGUUCAGAUUCAAUUAGGAUUUGCAGCUGAGUUUUCCAAUGUCAUGAUAAUCUAUACAAGUAUAGUCCAUAAACCACCUGAAAUAAUAAUGUGUGAUGCCUACGUUACCGAUUUUCCACUUGACUUAGACAUUGAUCCAAAAUAUGCCAAUAAGGGGACUCCUGAAGAAACUGGCAGCUACUUAGUCUCAAAGGAUCUUCCCAAGCAUUGCCUCUAUACCAGACUCAGCUCACUGCAGAAAUUAAAGGAACAUCUAGUCUUCACAGUAUGUUUAUCAUAUCAGUAUUCAGGAUUGGAAGAGACUGUAGAGGAAAAGCAGGAGGUGAAUGUUGGGAAGCCUCUCAUUGCUAAAUUAGACAUUCAUCGAGGCUUAGGAAGGAAGACGUCCUUUCAAACUUGUCUUAUGUCAAAUGGCCCUUACCAGAACCCUGCGUCCACCUCAGGGGCAGCCGGACACUAUCAUUCUUCUCAAGAUUCAUUCCAUGAUGUUUACCACUCACAUGCUGGUAAUUCAAGUCAUGCUCUGCCAUCGGAUAGUUGUCAUUGCAGCCGGACUCCAGACCCAUUUAUUUCAAGUUAUACCCACCAUUAUUCAUCCCAUUUUGGUAGAAGUAACGUCCCUGUAGAGACAACUGAUGAAAUACCAUUCAGUUUCUCUGACAGGCUCAGAAUUUCUGAAAAGUGACCUCCUUGUUUUUGAAAGUUAGCAUAGUUAGACCAGAUGCCUCAUAUGCAACACAGCUUACAUAAAAUGGGGCAUUGUGAAAAAGGAACAAGUAUACAGAUAGAAAGAAAAUUAAUAACAACAGUUUCAUAACAAGCUCAGGACCAUCCACUUUGAGAUCUGGGAAUUGUAUUUUUAGCCACAGACUUCCUC